Messenger RNA from Poeciliopsis prolifica (blackstripe livebearer), 3312 nucleotides. RefSeq names its product meprin A subunit beta-like. Gene Ontology annotation, cellular component: membrane. Gene Ontology annotation, biological process: proteolysis. Gene Ontology annotation, molecular function: zinc ion binding; metalloendopeptidase activity; protein binding. The transcript has 28 exons. Lineage: Eukaryota; Metazoa; Chordata; Actinopteri; Cyprinodontiformes; Poeciliidae. The record is from RefSeq and is a predicted model, not a curated record. Bases 139 to 2601 code for a protein of 820 amino acids.
UGACGCUUUGAAAUGAUCCAACCUGUUUUGUAACAGAGUGAGAUUUUAAAAGUCCUUCCUGUUUCUUUGGCAUCUCAGUUGAACAGCUUCUGAAAGUCUUCAUACAGCUUGGAGUUAGAUUUUAUCCAAAAAGCCAACAUGAAGAUGAAAGGCUGCAUUUUUCUUUUGGUGCACCUUGCACUUUCUUCAGGACUCUCCAUCUCCACAUUAGAUGGAGAAAUAUUCGAGGUUGAAAACAACACAACUAAAGAAGAUUUGACUCUUGACGACAUCCGCGAGCCUCCAAAGUUUCAAAGGAGCAGCCUUCUUCCUGGAGAUAAACUAUGGUCAUCCCCAGUUCCUUAUGUCUUGGAUAAAGGCCUGGAUUUGAGAGCUAAAGGAGUGAUCAUGAGAGCCUUUGAGCAGUUCAGAGUGAAGUCAUGCAUUGAUUUCAAACCCCGGGACUCAGAAGAUUAUUACAUCAACAUCCAGAAGUUAGACGGUUGCUGGUCAUAUAUUGGUCGAGUACUCUCCAAUGGACAGAACCUCUCUAUUGGUGCAGGCUGUGACAGCAUUGCCAUUGUUGAACAUGAGCUUCUUCAUGCUCUUGGUUUCUACCAUGAACAGUCUAGAUAUGACAGAGAUGAUUAUGUACGGAUUGUACUCGCCAACAUCCAAACAGGUAAAGAGAGGAAUUUCAUGAAAGCUAGCAGUGAGGAGAGCACUACAUAUGGAGUCCCAUAUGACUACAUGUCAGUGAUGCACUAUGACAAAUAUGCAUUCACAAAUGGCAACGGCUUAACAAUUAUUACCAUUGACCCUAAAUACCAAGAUGUGAUUGGUCAAAGGCUGGAAAUGAGUCCUAGUGAUGCUCUAGAGCUGAACUUCCGCUACAACUGCAACUCAACUGUUGCCUUUAAUUCUUACUGUGGCUUUUCGAAUGGAACAAUGUGUCAAAUGAGCCGCUGCUCACAGGGUGGGAUUGGCUGGGAAGUCGUUACUCAAGUUCAUGGAGGCCCCAGUUCUGACCACACCAGUCUACCAAGUGGAAAUGGAGAUAAUGCUAAAGAAACUGGAUACUUCAUUCAUGUGAGCACAACAUCAGGACAAGAGGGAGAUUCAGCCCAACUGGAAACUGAAAGAGUGAAGCCUACCAGGGCAUGUAAUGUCCAGUGUCUGCAGUUCUACUAUUUCCACAGCGGAAAUGAAUCAGAUGAACUUAAUAUCUGGAUCAGAGAGUUUCAAAAUGAGCAGGACAUCACAGGAACUCUUCGCCUUAUGGGACAAAUAACUGGUUCACCAACAUCUCACUGGAAACUCCACCAUGUUUCCUUGAAUGCCACCAAGGACUUCCAGGUGGUGUUUGAGGUUCGGAAAGGAGCAGGAAACUCACCAGGAGGUUUCUCAAUUGAUGACAUCAAUCUCUCAGAGACAGAGUGUCCACACUUUGCCUGGCAGAUUGAUGACUUUGAGAGUCUUUUAAACACAAGCAGUGAUGGAGCCAGAAUGUACAGCCCACGACAAUUCUCCAAAGACGGCUAUGCAUACCGUGUAAUUGCUGAACUUUUCAAAACAUCUGUUGGAAUGUACGUGCAGCUCGUGUCUAGUGAGAAUGAUGGCCAGCUGCAAUAUCCUUGUCUGCAAAGACAUAUGAUUUUCCAGUUGAUGGAUCAAACCCCAAACAAGCAACUGCAAAUGUCUAAGCAAAAUACUUUUGUUUCUGAUGAAAAUCAAGUAGUAUCUGGUCGCUCUGCCUGGGACAAUCCUAGGGAGACUAAAGAUGGAUCAUUUUCUGAGAAUGGAGAACUAAUCUAUAAUGGGCCUGGCUGGGGGUUUGGGUCUUUUUUAACAUUAGAAGAAUUGAAAUCCAGAGAGUUCCUCAAGGGAGGAAGCGUCAUUUUGAUGUUCAACUUUGAAGAUCUCACCCCACUAAUCAAUGGAACAGCUUUACCAUGUCCUCAGUUAAGACCAGUGAACAUAACAAAUCCUCCACCAAAUAGGAAUGAAAGUCCAUGCUCUGCACGAGUCAUCAACCCACCUUCUACAACAGCAGAACACAGGACUUCAUCGACUGUCCAUCCACCUCCCACUACAGACAACAGGACUACAUCUACCAUCCAUCCACUUCCAACUACAGACAGGCCUUCAUCUACUGUCCAUCCACCUCCCACUACAGACAACAGAAUUUUAUCCACCGUCGUUCCUCCACUUGAUACAACAACAACAGAUGACAGGACUUCAUCUGCCAUCCGUCCACCUCCCACUACAGACAGAAGGCCUUCAUCUACUGUCCAUCCACCUCCCACUACAGACAACAGAAUUUUAUCCACCGUCGUUCCUCCACUUGAUACAACAACAGAUGACAGGACUUCAUCUGCCAUCCGUCCACCUCCCACUACAGACAGAAGGCCUUCAUCUACUGUCCAUCCACCUCCCACUACAGACAACAGAAUCUCACCCACCAUCCUUCCAAAACCUGAUACAACAACACAUGACAGAAUCUCAACCACAGUGAUUCCACCACCUACUACGACUGAUGACAGCAUUUUUUGCUUCAGUCCUGGUAUGGUGGCCUCUCCCAUCCUCACUGUCCUGCUGGCAUUGAUCCUUCUGCUGUCAUAAUGUACGCCUCCCAAAUAAUCCAUCUGUCUCUGCAUAGGCAGCAAAAAUGAUUAGAAAUUUCUCAGAGCUAUGCAUAUAUGUUAUGGUGAAGGUGCAAGUUGACAUUUUGCCCUUAAAUUGUGAAUUCUUUGUUCAACGACAAACUGGGAAACUGUGUAUUACCUUAAGAAAUCAGCAUAAAUACACUGAUUAGAAGCUAAACUUGUAGCUUCUAUUCUACAAUAUUUGGUGAUGGGACUUCAUUUAUAUUAAACAUGUAUGUGCACAUUUUUGAAGAUUGCAGAUUUUUGAAGUAUAAUAUUCCUUUUAUGAUAACAGAUACACUUAUUCAAAGCUCUUGAAUUUCUGAAUUAGACCCAGAAUAUUCUGUUUGAAGAUUACAUCUUUUCACAAAUAUUUAACCACAUGCUAAUAUAUUUAAACAUGGGUGCUUGGUGGCUUAAUGGUAACGGACAUGUUUUAACAAACAUGACUUGUAUUUUGGGUUGGGUUAAAAUGUUUGGUUCGAUGUGUGUUCACUUUUGGAUGCCUUCAUUGCUAAUCUACAAUGUGAAGCCUCAAUAAAAUACAUAAUAUUGUUAUUUUCACUCUGUCUAAGGCUCCCAACAUUUUUGGACAGUUUGUAUUAGAACUUUGAUGUCAUUCAAACUACAUUGUGUACAAUAAAGUGUGUAGUGGGUAUAAAUAAAAAAGAGACAUUGUUCAUUGAGA